Cajanus cajan (pigeon pea) is the source of this 617-nucleotide messenger RNA. NCBI's taxonomy places the organism in Eukaryota, Viridiplantae, Streptophyta, Magnoliopsida, Fabales, Fabaceae. The record is from RefSeq and is a predicted model, not a curated record.
UGUUGUAUCGGAUUGAAUUGAGAGUUGAGUGAGGAGGGUGGGAGAAUUGUGUGAUGGCAUCCGCUAUGGUGAAAGGAGGAGGUUCUAGGCUCAUCAAAUCGGUGUCUGCAGCUCUUGGUACGAGGUUUUACGCCAAGGUUGCAACUGGCACUGACAUAGUCUCUGCCGCACCCAAUGUUUCUCUCCAGAAAGCUCGUACCUGGGACGAGGGUAUUGCUUCCAAGUUCUCCACCACUCCUCUCAAAGACAUCUUCAAGGACAAGAAGGUUGUCAUCUUUGGGCUACCAGGUGCAUACACAGGAGUUUGCUCUAACAAACAUGUUCCUCCUUACAAGGAGAAUAUUGAUAAGUUUAAGGCUAAGGGGAUAGAUUCUGUUAUUUGUGUGGCUGUUAAUGAUCCAUAUACCAUGAAUGCGUGGGCUGAGAAGCUUCAAGCCAAAGAGGCUAUUGAUUUUUAUGGGGACUUUGACGGGAGCUUUCACAAAAGUUUGGAUUUAGUUACUGAUCUCUCGGGUGCAUUGCUUGGAACUCGAUCUGAAAGGUAUAUUAUAUACCCUCCUUGAACUAAGAAUGGACUCAUUCACUUGAACAUGUACUUAGUUACAUGCACCAAGAUU